GCAGCAUAACCCCCGCGCUUUCACUUUUAUUUCUGCAUAAAAUUGCUGCUCGCCUCUCUCCCGCGCACCUCCUCCCGCUCCGUUCCCUGGCUGCAUCUUCUCGAUCCCUGCGUUUGACCUCCUUGCUGUCCCGGUUCAACCAUGUCCGGCAAGGGCAAAUCGCGAUGGGCCGACAGUGAGGAGGACGCCGCGAGAGAGGCCAAGGCCAGGAGAGAGAAGGAGGAGAAGAAGAGGCUGAAGAGGGAGAAGGCAGAGGCAGCCCGUCGGGCUGAGGAGGAGAACAAGCGGCAAGCAGCUGCGGCCACGGCCACGGCCACGGCCACGGCGACGGCGGUGGGAGACGAAGACGACCAAGACGGACGGCCAGCCAAGAGGCGGCGACUGACACCAGAGCGGCAGUCGGAACAAGCCCAGGGCGGAGGGAGUAAGAGCGCAGGCCCACGGCUCCUGCGCUUCCAGGCUGAUGGCGGCUUCGGCAGGUCCAACAGCGUAGAGAAGUACGACAAGCUCAACGACAUCGAGGAGGGCGCGUACGGCUGGGUCGCGAGGGCCAAGGAGAUCGCAACGGGCAAGGUGGUCGCGCUGAAGAGGCUCAAGAUCGAGCCCAACGACCGGAACGGGCUGCCCGUCACCGGCCUGCGGGAGAUACAGAUCCUCAAGGACUGCGAUCACAGGAAUAUUGUCAAGCUGCAAGAGGUGGUCGUCGGCGAAGACACGUCCAAGAUAGAAAAUAUUUUCCUCGUUCUGGAAUUCCUCGAACACGACCUCAAAUCGAUCCUCGAGGACAUGCCGCAGCCCUUCCUGGCCAGCGAGGUCAAGACGCUCCUACUCCAGCUCGCGGGCGGCGUCGCCUACUUGCACGAGCACUGGGUGCUGCACCGCGACCUCAAGACGUCCAACCUCCUCCUCAACAACCGCGGGCAGCUCAAGAUCGCCGACUUCGGCAUGGCCCGCUACGUCGGCGACCCGCCGCCCAGGCUGACCCAGCUGGUCGUCACGCUGUGGUACCGCGCGCCCGAGCUGCUGCUGGGCGCGUCAAGCUACGGCGAGGCCGUCGACAUGUGGAGCGUGGGAUGCAUCUUCGGCGAGCUGCUGACGCGGGAGCCGCUGCUGCAGGGCAAGAACGAGGUGGACGAGCUGACCAAGAUCUUUGAGCUCUGCGGCAUCCCCACCGACGACACCUGGCCCGGGUUCAGAAGGCUGCCCAACGCCAGGUCGCUGCGCCUCCCGCCCACCAGCAGGGGCAACACCACGGGCUCCGUCAUCCGCGCCAAGUUCCCGUUGCUCACCGGGGCGGGCGCCUCGUUGCUCAAUGGCCUCUUGUCCCUGGACCCGGCCAAGAGGCCCAGCGCGAGGGAGAUGUUGGACCACGAGUAUUUCCGCCAGGACCCGCGGCCCAAGUCCGAGGCCAUGUUCCCGACAUUCCCAAGCAAGGCUGGCCAGGAGCGUCGCCGACGGAGGGAUACCCCGAACGCGCCUGGGCGAGGGGAUGCGGUUGGGCUUGGGGCGGUUGAUUUCAGUGGAAUCUUCGCAGGCAGGGAGAAGGAGGAACGAGGCGGGGGGUUCUCGCUGAGGAUGGUCUAAUCCACUACGCUGUCCCACUCGGUGUGGUUGGCAUUCUCGUAGUACUUUUGGAAGCAAUCAUGGCCAUGUCGAAUCGACGUUGAACUGCCUGGAGGGAAAUAUGUUGAUAAUUUGUUCAUUACG
Diaporthe batatas is the source of this 1707-nucleotide messenger RNA. RefSeq lists its product as uncharacterized. The transcript is spliced from 2 exons. Gene Ontology annotation, biological process: protein phosphorylation; regulation of mitotic cell cycle. Gene Ontology annotation, molecular function: cyclin-dependent protein serine/threonine kinase activity; ATP binding. The coding region runs from base 142 to 1584 and encodes 480 amino acids. NCBI's taxonomy places the organism in Eukaryota, Fungi, Ascomycota, Sordariomycetes, Diaporthales, Diaporthaceae. Gene Ontology annotation, cellular component: nucleus. The record is from RefSeq and is a predicted model, not a curated record.